UCUUCUGAUUGGUUGUGACGCUCGGAGCCGGGACGUUUUGAAAGUAGGAGGGCGGUGUGUGUCUUAGCCGUUGGCGGCUUUCAGCCCGAAGCUGAGGAACACUUGCUUUUAUCAGUUCUUAAUGGAGGACGCGGUCGAGCUGGAUUCUGUUAUUAAAGUUGACGUGGACACGGACAGCGGCCCUCCCGGAGACCACCGUGGGUCAGAGGUAAUUCAAGACCUAUUUCAAAAUGAGGAGGAGGAAGAUGAAGAUGACUGCGCAGGAAAGUUAGGGACGCAGCUGCAGAGACGGGAACGACCUUCAGGAGGAGGUUCAGGGCUUCCCGUUACGUUUCAGACCAGCCAGCUGCUGUUCUACGAGAGGUUCAAGGCUUAUCAGGACUACAUGCUGGGAGACUGUAAGCCCUCAGAGGUGAAGGCCUUCAUAGCAGACUACCUGGAGAAUAUGUUGGAGCUGUGUGACUGGUUGGCUCUGUGGUCUACUGAUGUGUUUGAUGUUCUGGUGGAGGUGCAAGAUGUGGAAGUGAAGGAUCUGAAGGCAUGUGUGAGGCUCGUGCUGCCUCUGCAGUGUGACACCAAAGGCUGUGAACUCUCUGAAGAGGCCAUGAAAUCUCUUCUGGAGGCCACUCAGCACAAAGUCCCCCUGCAGGAGCUGCAGGUGGUAUAUGAGGAGUCUGGGGACUUUGACCAGACUGCACUUGCCCUUGAGCAUCUCAGGUUUUUCUAUAAACACAUCUGGAGGGAGUGGGAUGAGGAAGAUGACGAUGAUGAGUUUGACUACUUUGUUCGUUGUGUGGAACCCCGCCUCAGACUCUACUACGACAUCUUAGAAGACAGAGUCCCAGCUGGCCUGGUGGCAGAAUACCAGUCCUUACUGGAGAACUGCUCCAAGUGCUUCCAGCAGUUCUCUGUGCUGCGCAGCAGCCUCGGCGCAGACUCUGACUCAGAGCUCGACAAUGUGUCCAUGGUGGAGGGCCUGAAGCUCUGUGACCAGCUGGAGACGUUCAAACGAAAGUUAUACAUCAUAGAGAACCCCCUGUUGAGGUAUGUGCUGGCCUACAAAGGAAAUACAAGGCAGCAGUGUGUGCAGAGCCGUGGGCCUCGAGCAUCAGGGGCAAAGGUGGUUCAUGUGAUUACAGCCUCCUGCAGCACCGUCCAGCUCCAGUCCUUGCUCAGUGCCAGACUGAUACCUUUGUGCUCUUCUGAAGACACUGAAAUUCAGUUCCACAGAGAGCCAAUAUCUGCGGUGGAUUCGUGCUAUCAGGGCGACUUGGUGAUUGUUCUCCCAGGAAUGUACAGUGUCAGCAGUUCCAUCGUCAUACCAGACUCAAUCACCAUAGAAGGCUUUGGCUUUCCUGAUGAGGUGGUGAUUGAGAAGAAAAACAAAGGAGACUCAUUUGUGGAGUCGACAGGAGCCGACGUCAGACUGUCCAACAUCAAGUUCAUCCAACAUGAUGCUAUUGAAGGCAUUCUGUGUGUGCGUCAGGGGACUCUGAAUAUGGAGAACUGUGUGCUGCAGUGUGACACCACUGGAGUUAUUGUGCGAACAUCUGCUCGUCUCACCAUGAACAUGUGUGACCUUUAUGGUUCCAAGGGGGCAGGUGUGGAGAUUUACCCUGGCAGUGUUUGCAGUCUGGUUGGUAAUGGCAUUCAUCACUGUAAGGAUGGAAUCCUCAUCAAGGACUUUGCUGAUGAGAUGGAUGUGAUGCCAUCCAUCACCAUGGAGAACAAUGUAAUCCACAACAAUGAAGGCUAUGGGGUGAUUCUAGUGAAACCCAACAGCGGGGAAGAACCCCGCACACCUGUGAACAGUGAAGAGCACCUUGAUGCUCACACAACUAAAGAGAAAAAGCAGAGAGGAUCUUCAGAUCUUCCCUUGAUCUCCACCUCUAUACCAACAACAACUGUCGCCAUCCCCCCCACCAGCUGCACCCCAGUGGCUCUUCAGUUGGAGUCUGCAGAGAACGGCUCCUAUGCUGACACCACAGCCUCUGCAGGCAGGAAGUGGCAGUUUGGUCAUCAGCUGAGCAGAAACAAGGAGACGUCCUGUAGCCGAGCUGUCCAAGAUCUGAAGGGCCACCAAAUCUUUGUCUCCUUUCAGGGAAACCAGUUCAAACGCAAUGGCAUGGGUGACUUUGGCACCUUUUGCUACUGACACUGUUAACUGUUAACACUCUGUGAACUAACAUGAUUUAACACCCCUCCUCAGUGUUUCUAACCGAUCAUUAUUUGAUUAAAGUUCCUUUUUUGUUGUUGUUGUUUUCUGGUUUUUUUGGUGGCCAUAAAAUAAAUAUUGCAGGACGAUGCUCUUGCUGAUUCACAUACACCCCUUGAUCAGCUGUGCACAGGAGUGCAUGGCUGACCUUGUUAAAGUCCAGUGACAAUGAAUUGGUCCCUAAUUUGGAAUUUGCACAAAUGCUUACUUUUAUCUUAUUUAUUCCUUUGAUGCUGCUUAUUAAAAAGAAGUUUAUUGCAUGUUUAAAUUCACCUGUUGCUUCGAGUCUAGUUGUUUUUGGGUUUUUUGAGGUGGUGGCUUGUAGAUUGCAGAGGAUCACACUAAUGGUUUUCAUUAUCAUGAGUUCUGAUUUUCACACAGUGCCUCCAGUGUUUUUGAGGUGUAUGUGAUGUAUUUUAUAGUUUAUGGAAGGUCUGAUUUUGUCAUGUUCUAAAAGCAGAAGUUGAGUAAAAAUAA
This is a messenger RNA of Archocentrus centrarchus (flier cichlid), 2692 nucleotides long. It is a transcript of the gene shcbp1, whose product is annotated as SHC SH2-domain binding protein 1. Bases 122 to 2155 code for a protein of 677 amino acids. The transcript is spliced from 13 exons. Lineage: Eukaryota; Metazoa; Chordata; Actinopteri; Cichliformes; Cichlidae. The record is from RefSeq and is a predicted model, not a curated record. Gene Ontology annotation, biological process: fibroblast growth factor receptor signaling pathway.